Messenger RNA from Chelmon rostratus (copperband butterflyfish), 951 nucleotides. Its product is annotated as olfactory receptor 52N2-like. The transcript has a single exon. Gene Ontology annotation, cellular component: membrane. Gene Ontology annotation, biological process: G protein-coupled receptor signaling pathway. Bases 1 to 951 code for a protein of 316 amino acids. The record is from RefSeq and is a predicted model, not a curated record. Lineage: Eukaryota; Metazoa; Chordata; Actinopteri; Chaetodontiformes; Chaetodontidae. Gene Ontology annotation, molecular function: olfactory receptor activity; G protein-coupled receptor activity.
AUGGAGAAUGAAACUUUCAAUGCAGACAUUAUAUUCAUCGAGGGGUUAAAAGUUAGCCCCCAGUCCUCCAGUCUGGCCUUUAUCCUCCUCCUCCUCAUCUACAUCUUGAUCGUGGUGUCUAACAUCGGCCUGGUAGUCCUGAUCACCAUGGAGAGGAGCCUGCAUGAGCCCAUGUAUCUGCUCUUCUGCAACAUGAGUAUUAAUGAUGUUUUUGGGGCCACAGCCAUCAUCCCUCGCCUGCUCAGCGAUGUUUUCACUCCAAUCAUAGAGCGGCACAUUCAUUACAUAGACUGCGUUGUCCAGGCCUUUGCUUCUCAUUUUCAUGCAGGCACAUCUCAUGCAGUGCUCAUGAUCAUGGCUUUUGAUCGCUAUGUGGCCAUCUGCAACCCUCUGCGAUAUGCCACCAUAAUGACCCACCGCAUGGUGGUGCAGCUCUCGGUCGGGGCCUGGAUGGUGGCCUUCAUCCUUGUCGCUGUCCUCCUGGGUCUCACCAUCCGCCUGACACGCUGCAGGAGGGCUAUAAUCAACCCAUUCUGCGACAACGCCUCCUUGUUCAAGCUCUCCUGCCAGAAUCUUCUCAUAAACCACAUCUAUGGCCUCGGCAGCGCCGUGGUCAUCCUGGGCUCCUCUCUCGGCAGCAUCACGCUCACUUACCUGAGGGUCGCCAUCGUGUGUCUGAGCAGUAAAAACAAGGUACUGAACAGUCGGGCACUGCAGACCUGCGCCACCCACCUGGCUGUGUACCUGAUCAUGUUGGUUGCGUCCUUCACUCCCAUGAUCAUGCACCGACGCCCUGAGUGGGCAAACAGUGGGAAAGUGGCGUCCGUCCUGUUCCAUGUCAUCCCUCCAGCUCUGAACCCCAUCAUCUACGGACUGCAGUGUAAAGAGCUCAGACAGAAGGUUGUCAGUGUGUUUCUCAAGAAUAAAGUCAUGGAUGUGAAAAGUCCAUGA